This is a messenger RNA of Paecilomyces variotii, 1498 nucleotides long. RefSeq lists its product as hypothetical. Bases 169 to 1338 code for a protein of 389 amino acids. Lineage: Eukaryota; Fungi; Ascomycota; Eurotiomycetes; Eurotiales; Thermoascaceae. The transcript has 2 exons. The record is from RefSeq and is a predicted model, not a curated record.
UGGUAUCGGCAUAUGAUGAAAGCAAGCUUGGAAUGAAUUGUUAGCUUUUCCUGCCUCGAGAACCGCUGCUUCCACCAACAUAGCCUGAAUGGGGCGGACUCCUGUCUUGGCUUCGACCGCGCAUUUUCUCUGAACAGUUCUUAUUGGCGUUUUGAGUCCCUAUCCACCAUGUCGGACGAUGAAGACUUCGUUGACGAUGACUACGAGGACGAAUGGUAUUGGGCUGAGGACGCAAACCCUGAUAUUGCUGAUAACCUAGCGGAAACUGCUCAGCAUUCUCCUAUACCCGUGGAUGACCCUGCCCUCGAACUCGUAGAGAUCUUCAGCGACUGGGAAUAUUAUUCGGACGAUUAUUACGAUGACGACGCAUCCGUGGUUCGUAAACUGCGGAGCACUCGAGCGUCUCCAUACAGAAGCCGUACAAAGUCCCAAGGGAAUGGUGAUGAGACGAGGAACACAAAGAAGCGAGAACUUGCACGGGUGGAUGACAUACCGGAGUUGAGUUUGGACGAUGAAGAGACUCCACCGCCCUUCGAGCUGAUAGACGCGUCGUCCUUCAAGGGCGUCGUAUGGAAGAAAUCGGACGAUGCCGCUGUCCAGAGAGCACAGCUGUAUGAACCCGGUUUUGGGGAGAAGGUGGCUCUCCUCAGGAACUGGCGAGAGAUCUUUAAGGACUCUCAGCCCAAACGCAACGGAAAUGGGAUAAGAAAGUCCAACACUACCAAGUCUGCUUCUAGUAGUAAUGGUACUGCUACAAGGAGCCGACGAGAAAAGACACAAAAGAUUUCAAGUGGGUCUGCAGAUAUCACUCCAGAAGGUCAUCCGUUGUCAGGCGAUGUGUCUAGAGCAGAUGUUCCUCAACAGAUUACGGAAGCUGAUACGGGCACAUCAUUCACGCCACCCCCUCUAUCCAUCAAUGGUGCCGAAAAGCCAGCUGUUGCCGUAAAGACGAAAGACGGGCCACAGCGGAAAUCUACAUCCCGACUCAGACGUACGGCCACAGUGCAGGAUAAACCACCUGGUGCGAGUGACCACGCAGCGGAACCUGAGCAAAGGGCAUCUACCAAAGCCUCACAGCAGAAAUCAACGAGAAGCGACGAGAAUAAGAAAAUAUCUAUCGCUGUGGAGGUGCCUGUACUCUCUACUGCGGGGCGACGUUCGCAGCGCAAACGGCGGGCUUCAGAAUCCGUGGAUAAGGAAACGGAGAAUACUCAGCCUCGACCGAAGCGUGCUGCCCCGGCGAGAAGAACAAAGGCAAACGAUCAAGUAAAAGAAGCUUCGUCUCCACCAAAAACGAACGUUCGACGGUCGACCAGGACGCGAAAUGGUCAAAAAUAGGUCAUGCCGAGCAGCAUGAUUGAUGAUAAACAACACAUUUAUUCUCGAUUCUGUACAGUUAUAAUUCAUUGCUUAUAGAUUCAGGCCCCACUGCUAGCUUUUUCUCUAGCAGACAUGCACAUGAUAUGAGGAAAGUUCCAUAGUAACUUCAGAAUACAUA